AUGGCGGAUCACUCUCCUCAGUCCUCUAGUGAAGUUCAUGGGGAUGAAGAGAAUGACAGCCCAAUCGAGGAAGUGAGGCUGACGGUGCCUACGACUGACGACCCCACCCAGCCCGUCCUGACUUUCAGGACAUUGAUCCUCGGUCUCACCUCAUGCAUAGUCCUGGCCUUCGUGAACCAGUUCUUCAUCUACCGUCAGAACCCACUCUACAUCUCCCCGGUCUCGUUCCAAAUUGUGGCCCUACCUUUGGGGAUGCUCAUGGCAAUGACCCUUCCCUCAAAGCCCAUCAAGGUCCCGCUCACGGAUUGGUCCUUCUCGAUGAACCCCGGUCCAUUCAACCUCAAGGAGCACGUGCUCAUAAGUAUGUUUGCAGCCUCCGGAGCCAACAAUGUCGGCGCUGUCCACAUCAUCACUUCCGCCUUGGCUUACUACCAUUGGACCAUCCACCCCUUGGCAGCCUUCUUGCUGGCUCAGACAACUCAGCUGCUGGGAUACGGAUGGGCUGGUCUGUUUAGGAAGUACCUGGUGGACUCCCCAUACAUGUGGUGGCCUUCAAGCCUUGCUCAAGUCUCUUUCUUCAGGGCAUUGCACGAAAAGGAAAAGAGACACAGGCGAGGCCUCACAAGGCUGCAGUUCUUCCUCAUGGCAUUUGUCUCUAGCUUCGUUUACUACAUCGUCCCGGGAUACCUGUUCCCAUCAGUAUCGACCGUCUCCUUGUUGUGCCUCAUAUGGAAGGACUCGAUCACACUCCAACAGAUUGGGUCAGGCCUACACGGGCUUGGUUUAGGCUCCUUGGCAUUUGACUGGGCCACGAUCUCCAUGAUGGGGAGCCCACUGACUUCUCCGGCCUUUGCCAUCUUCAAUGUGCUCGUCGGGUUCUUCCUUGUGGUUUAUGUUGCCGUCCCGCUUCUGUAUUAUAACAACGUGUAUGAUGCUAGGAGGUUCCCGAUGAUUUCCGCCCACGCGUUUGACUCUGAAGGGCAGACCUACAACAUUUCUCGAAUCCUCAAUCGCGAGAACUUUGAAAUCAAUUGGGCUGCAUAUGAUGGCUACAGCAAGUUGUAUCUUAGUGUCACUUUUGCGUUCAACAGCAUUGGACUUGGCUUCGCCGCAUUGACUGCAACUCUUUCCCACGUUGCCCUCUUCCAUGGACAGAGCAUUUGGAAAAUGUGGAAAAGCACGGGUGAGACAUUGAAAAACCAGCUCGGGGACGUGCACACGAGGCUGAUGAAGAAGAACUACGAUGAGGUCCCGCAAUGGUGGUUCCUCAUUAUCUUGGUUUCAAUGGUGGCCCUCUCUCUUUUGGCCUGUGAAGGUUUUGACAAGCAGCUCCAGCUCCCAUGGUGGGGAGUCUUCCUUGCUUGCGGGGUCGCUUUGGUCUUCACGUUGCCUAUUGGAAUAAUCGUAGCAACAACCGGCUCGGCACCGGGGCUGAAUAUUAUUACGCAGUUGGUGAUAGGUUACCUCUAUCCCGGGAAACCUAUUGCAAACGUCACUUUCAGGAAUUACGGGUUUGUCAGCACGCUCCAAGCACUGUGGAUUACCGGUGACUUCAAGCUGGGCCAUUACAUGAAGAUCCCUCCUAAAUCGAUGUUCAUCGCCCAAUUGGUUGGAACAAUGGUCGCCUCAACCAUAUAUUUCAGCAUCGCAUGGUGGCUCCUAACCACAGUCGAGCACAUCUGUGACCCGUCGCUAUUGCCCUCUGGGAGUCCAUGGACCUGUCCCAUGGACGAUGUGUUCUUUAACGAGUCCAUUAUAUGGGGUGUUGUGGGUCCAUUGCGCAUGUUUACCAAGCUUGGAAACUACCCUGAGAUGAACUGGUUCUUCCUGAUCGGGCUCCUUGCCCCAGUGCCUGUUUGGGCCCUCACCAAGACAUUCCCGGAAAAGAAGUGGUUCGCCUACAUCAACAUGCCCGUCAUCCUUGCAGCUGCCGAAGCACUACCACCAGUAAGAUCAGUGAAUUACAUCAGUUGGGGAGCGGUAGGGCUCUUCUUCAAUUUUUAUGUCUAUAAGAAACAUAAAGGAUGGUGGGCAAGGUACAACUAUGUUCUAUCGGCCGGUUUAGAUGCUGGGAUGGCCCUCCUCGCUGUGUUACUUUACGUCACCAUCCAAUACAAGGGCACCUUCGGCCCUGAGUGGUGGGGCCUUGAGGCCGAUGACCAUUGUCCGUUGGCCUCAUGUCCCACUGCUCUAGGGGCCAAGGUCGAAGGGUGUCCUGUACUAUGA
This is a messenger RNA of Punica granatum (pomegranate), 2226 nucleotides long. Lineage: Eukaryota; Viridiplantae; Streptophyta; Magnoliopsida; Myrtales; Lythraceae. The record is from RefSeq and is a predicted model, not a curated record.